AUGAUUCAAUGGAGAGAUGUUUUUUAGCGAAUGAGUAAAUUAAGUUUCAAUGAAUAGAGAAUAUCAUUGGGAAGAUUUUUUGAGAGAGCCAAAGAAUUAUUAUGA
Molecule: messenger RNA, 105 nt
Organism: Paramecium sonneborni
Lineage: Eukaryota; Ciliophora; Oligohymenophorea; Peniculida; Parameciidae
Source: the annotation of a GenBank genome assembly